Molecule: messenger RNA, 978 nt
Organism: Necator americanus (New World hookworm)
Lineage: Eukaryota; Metazoa; Nematoda; Chromadorea; Rhabditida; Ancylostomatidae
Exons: 9
Coding region: 1-978 (325 amino acids)
Biological process (GO): nucleosome assembly
Cellular component (GO): chromatin; nucleus
Molecular function (GO): chromatin binding; histone binding
Source: RefSeq, a predicted model, not a curated record
AUGGAGGGCGACAAGCGUAAUCUUGCUGAUCUCCUCAAAGAUGGAGGUUGUUCCGAUAUCCCGGAAUUCAUCGGAACACUUCCUAUGGCAGUAAAGAAGCGUGUUUGCGCUCUCAAAAAAUUCCAGCUCGACAGCAUCGAGGUUGAAGCGAAGUUCUAUGAACGUGUUCAUCAACUUGAAAAAGAGUUUGAGUCCGAAUUCAACAAACUCUACGAACAACGAAGGAAAAUCGUUGCUGGCGAAUACGAGCCAAACGAUGAAGAGUCGAAGCUUCCAAUCAUUCAUGGGCUCGAGGAUAACGAGAUCAAGGAACUGAACGAUAAAUCGCAGCCAGAUGAUGGUUCCAAGGGAAUUCCAUCUUUUUGGCUUAAUGUUCUUAAAGGAUCUGAUAUGACCCAAGACAUGAUUCAAGAUCACGAUGAACCAAUCUUGAAGCACCUCACCGAUAUCACGACGUCCAUCGAAGUUGACCCACAUGGAUUCACAAUCUAUUUCCACUUCUCCCCCAAUGAAUUCUUCUCCAACACCGUGUUGAAGAAGCAAUACUUUCUCGAAAUUAAGCCCGAUGCUGAGGAUCCAUUCGGUUUCGAUGGGCCAUCUGUUGUGCGCGCUGUCGGUGACACAAUCCAGUGGAACGACGGUAAAAACAUCACUAAAAAGGUUGUGAAGAAAAAACUGAAGAAGGGUGCGAAUGCUGGAAAGUUCAUCACAAAGACGGUGAAAGCUGACAGCUUCUUUAACUUCUUUGACACCAUCGUGCCACCUACUGAGGAUCACAAGAAUGAAGAUGACGAGGAGGAAGACUCACAUGAGUUGAUGCGAGCAGACUUCGAAAUCGGUCAAGUGCUUCGUGAUAACAUCAUUCCUCGUGCUGUGCUUUUCUAUACCGGAGAGGCUGACCUUGGCGAUGAUAUGUUCGAUCUCGGGGAGGACGCGGAUGACGAAGACGAGGAGGAGGACGAUGAGGAUGAUGAGUAG